Messenger RNA from Pezoporus occidentalis (night parrot), 1607 nucleotides. It is a transcript of the gene SYT11, whose product is annotated as synaptotagmin 11. The coding region runs from base 48 to 1340 and encodes 430 amino acids. The transcript is spliced from 5 exons. Gene Ontology annotation, molecular function: clathrin binding; phosphatidylserine binding; calcium ion binding. Gene Ontology annotation, cellular component: plasma membrane; synapse; exocytic vesicle. Gene Ontology annotation, biological process: regulation of dopamine secretion; vesicle fusion; regulation of calcium ion-dependent exocytosis. Lineage: Eukaryota; Metazoa; Chordata; Aves; Psittaciformes; Psittacidae. The record is from RefSeq and is a predicted model, not a curated record.
GCAGCGCGGCGCCUCCGCAUCCCGGCCGCGCCGGCCUCAGCGGGGCCAUGGCGGAGAUCACCAGCGUCCACCCGGGCUUCGAUGUCUCUCCAGUGGUGGCAGGCCUCAUUGGUGCUACUGUCCUCGUGGUUUCUGUCUCAGUAACAGUUUUUGUGUGGACAUGCUGUCACCAGCAAGCAGAAAAGAAGCACAAAACCCCCCCGUAUAAGUUCAUUCACAUGUUGAAAGGCAUCAGCAUCUAUCCAGAGACCUUGAGCAACAAGAAGAAAAUCAUCCGCAUCCGGAGAGACAAGAAUGGCGCUCCCAAGGAGGCAGGAAGGGGAAACCUCUCGGUGGAUGCUGCUGAAUCCGGUUUAAUAGGCUCGGAGAAAGCUCCGGACGGGCCAAGCGCAGCCCCUCGCGUCGACCAGCUCCCCAUCAAAGUCGAUUACGGAGACGAACUAAGCCCGGAUCCGAGCCUCACCCCGGGAGGAAGCAAAACGUCCUCGCCGUCGUCGCCAGGGGACGAGGUCCUGCUGGGCGAGCUGACUUUCUCCGUGGACUACAACUUCCCCAAGAAAGCCCUGGUCGUCACUAUCCAGGAGGCCCACGGGCUGCCCGUCAUGGACGAGCACACGCAGAGCUCUGACCCCUACAUCAAGAUGACAAUCCUCCCAGACAAGAGGCAUCGGGUGAAGACUCGCGUGCUGCGCAAGACGCUGGAGCCGGUGUUCGACGAAACCUUCACCUUCUACGGGAUCCCCUACAGCCAGCUCCAGGACCUGGUGCUCCACUUCCUCGUGCUCAGCUUCGACCGCUUCUCCCGGGAUGAUGUGAUCGGGGAGGUCAUGGUGCCCCUGGCAGGCGUGGAUCCCAGCACCGGCAAGGUUCAGCUCACCCGGGAGAUCCUCAAGAGGAACAUACAAAAGUGCAUCAGCAGAGGGGAGCUGCAGGUCUCCUUGUCCUACCAGCCCGUGGCUCAGAGGAUGACUGUCGUGGUGCUGAAAGCCAGGCACUUGCCAAAGAUGGACAUCACUGGCCUCUCAGGUAAUCCCUACGUGAAGGUGAACGUUUACUACGGCAGGAAGCGCAUCGCCAAGAAGAAGACUCACGUGAAGAAGUGCACUUUGAACCCCGUCUUCAACGAGUCCUUCAUCUACGACGUCCCCGCGGACCUGCUGCCCGACGUCAGCAUCGAGUUCCUGGUCAUCGACUUCGACCGCACCACCAAGAACGAGGUGGUGGGGAGGCUGAUCCUGGGCGCGCACAGCGUCACGGCGGCGGGCGCCGAGCACUGGCGGGAGGUGUGUGACAACCCCAGGAAGCCCAUUGCCAAGUGGCACAGCCUGAGCGAGUACUAGAGCUUGUAGGGCAGCCUUAACCCUUGUUGUAGCUGUAGGACUAAACCUUGGUGCAGCAGCAGCUGAUGAUGAUGAUGAUGGGGUUCUCUUGUGAUGCGAUUUCUUGCAGGGCACUCAGAUUCGAAAGAGCAGUCAAUGAAACCCAGAAACACAGAUAUAUAUACCAGUGUACUCACGCUAUUGCAUGCCUAAUACAAACUGACGUUAGUAUAACGACCACUAUCCAGUUGCAGAUUUUAAUACAAUUAAUUCUCUGUCCCUAUGGAA